UUUGUUUUGUUUUUUUGUGAUGUUUUUUCAAAGUUAUUAUAUUAGAUAUGUAAGUGUGCUCACCGUGCGGUUCUGGGCGAAACAUUGUUAGUGUUGUUGUCAUUGUAACAGCGUCUGUAUUUGCCUUUUCAGUCUUAAGUGGCGCUUAUGGCGAGUAAAUCCUGGUUAUCUCACCAUGCUGCUCUGAUGCUGCUCUUAAUUAACUGGAGGGAGGGGAUGCAUUGUAUUGAACUUUCAGUUGAUCCUCCUGUGGACCUUGCAGUAUUAGAUCCUGGUCAUCUUGGAUAUUUAGAGGUUACAUGGAGCCCCCCAGCCAGCUUGAUCAACAGGGCAGACUGCCCAAAACUGUAUCAGCUGGAGUACUUCAACACAUAUGAAAACAGCUGGACUGUCAUCAGGACAGUUAGGAGGACAUACAUGGCCCAGUUUGAUCUUAUGAAAGAUGUUAGAGUGAGAGUAUACACCUUACUGAGUGGACCCUGCACCAAUGGCACUUUGGUCAAGAGCACAAGCUACACUGAACUGGUGCAGAAAUCUCCCAGCACAGGCCUUGUGGAUACCACAGUCAAAGAUUUUGUCUGCGUGUUCCAUAACAUGGAGUAUGUGAAGUGCAACUGGGGGAGAAGCCCAAAAAUGCCGGCCAACUCACAGCAAACUCUAUAUUUCUGGCACAAGGAGCUGGGACAAACACAGGAAUGUCCAAAAUAUACCAUUUCAAACGGAGUCAGAAGUGGCUGCAACUUCACAUUUCUCCCUGAUUUUACUGAUAUCAUCUUCUGUGUAAAUGGCUCCUCUCCUGAAGGGCCCCUGAAACCAACAUACAUCUCCCUGCAAAUCCAAAACCAGGUGAUGCCUGCAACCACACACAAGCUGCAUCUGCAAACAGGUCCUGAUGCACAGCUGGAGCUACACUGGGAGCGUCCUGCAGGGAGGGUUCCUGGGAACUGCUUAGAAUGGGAGGUGGAACACAAUCAAGAGCAACGUGAUGGAAAACAAUCAACGCAGAUUUUAACCAAACAGAUGAUCCUGACUCUGCCCUCUGCCCAUGACAGUCAGAGAAACUGCUUCAGGGUUCGUUCCAGGUUGCAUAAGUAUUGUGUACAGAGAAGCUUUUGGAGCAACUGGAGUCAUGAGCUCUGCUAUCCAGAGGAGAAACAAACUCCUGCUGAACCCAGAUGGGACAUGGUUCUCCUGUAUGUAUAUACUGCUGUUGCCAUCAUUGCUAUACUGGUUCUGUCACUGUGUGUGUGGGCAGCACUCAACGUGAGAUCAAGGCGAGUGAAGAAGCGAGACUCUCUCACUACCAUUUUUGCCAAAAGUUCAGCUCUUUCAGUGGCAGAUACCUAAAAAGACAACAGA
Scomber japonicus (chub mackerel) is the source of this 1359-nucleotide messenger RNA. RefSeq names its product interleukin 13 receptor, alpha 2 (gene il13ra2). The transcript is spliced from 9 exons. The record is from RefSeq and is a predicted model, not a curated record. Gene Ontology annotation, biological process: cytokine-mediated signaling pathway. Gene Ontology annotation, cellular component: external side of plasma membrane. Bases 148 to 1347 code for a protein of 399 amino acids. Gene Ontology annotation, molecular function: protein binding; cytokine receptor activity. Lineage: Eukaryota; Metazoa; Chordata; Actinopteri; Scombriformes; Scombridae.